AAUUAACACGAUCGUUACAACAGAACUUGCCCCACUUUUCGAUAAUCAGUGAAUGGAAGGCAUCAACAACGUGUACACACAGUGAAUAUAAUAUACCUAAAAACCGACUCUUGAUAAUAAUCAUAGUCGGCCAUGUCUGCAACGAUGGAACAGCAAGACCUGUGACACAACUAAACACUUCAGGAUACGUCACGACCCCCACUAUCACCCUGUAGCACGACGUUUAAAACAGCCGGAAAUCUUUUCGAUAUUUUAUUGUUCAAGGAAAGAUAUUAUUGUGCCACUGUUCGUAUGAGACUGACAUUUUUGUGAAAACUUGUGGAAGUUUCGGAAUUUGUUUUCCGAAGACAGUGAGGGGCGGUGUGUGCUGUAGGAAACUAUAUAAGAAAAUGAAGAAGGAAAUCAAAUAUAAUGUUAACUGGAAAAUUCUUACCCUAGCGUUCGUUGGUUUUGUGAUGGUGUGCUUCUCCUGCUUCAUGUAUGUCUACGAUCCUCUACAAAUGAUAAUUAGAAGGUUGGUUUCCCUCACCCCAGGAUCAAUGCUUUUUACUAUCUGGAGUAACCCUCCAUACGAUGUGGUUAUGAAACUUUAUGUUUUCAAUGUAACAAAUCCAGAAGAAUUCUUGAGAGGGGAAGAAAAACUGAAUGUCCAGCAAUUAGGACCAUAUGCUUACAAAGAGUUGUUAACAAACCAAAAUUCAACUUUUCAUGACGAUGGUACAGUGACUUACACCCCUAGAAGAGACUUCCCUGUAGAUGCGGCAAACUCCAUUGGAGAUGCAAGAACUGAUAGAAUCAUCGUACCGAAUAUCCCAAUGAUUGGAAUUCAGUCCUAUCUCAAAGAUGCUUCCUUCAUCACGAAUAUUGGCUUCUCGACCAUUAGUACCAGUUUGGGUGCCCAGUCAUUCAUGAACCUAACCGUGGAAGAGUACCUUUGGGGCUAUGAGGACAAACUGGUAUCAGUGGCGAAUAAGUUCAUCCCCAGCUGGAUAGAUUUCGGGAAAUUUGGAAUCAUGGAAAGACUGAUGAAUAGAGACAACACCAACCAAGUCACAAUAAGCUCAGUGCCAGGCAAGACACAUUCCCCUUACGAGUACCUACUCACAGACGAGGAAAAAAUGGCAGAAUUCCACAUAGUCAAAUGGAAUGGUUCCCCAGGCCUGAAGGAUUGGGGAUUCGACGACUCCGAAGAAGCCAUCAGUACCACUAAGAAAUGCCACUUGGUAGAAGGGGCUUUCGAUGGAACCGUCUUCCCAAAACCCCUGAGGAAAAACAGGACGCUAACCUUGUUCCGGAAGGCUUUUUGUCGUCCAGUAGACCUAACGUUCGUAGAGGAAUCCACGACCGCUCAAGGCUUCAGGUCUUACAACUACAAGCUCAACAACAAUAUGUUCGCUUCACCAGAAAUCAACCCAGCCAACGAAUGCUUUUGCAGAAAUGGGGAAUGUCCUGGAAAAGGUCUGCAGAACAUUGGGGUUUGCUAUUACGAUAUACCUAUCGUCCUGUCACAGCCACAUUUCCUCAAUGGGGCUCCAGAGGUCAUCAACGCUAUAAGUGGGAUGAACCCAUCUGAAGAGCUGCAUUCUGGCAUAGCCAAAAUCCAUCCAGAUCUAGGGGUUCCCCUAGAUGAAUCCACUUUGAAAGUGCAGGUCAAUCUAGGUGUGGGGAAGACGAAGUACAAUUCCAAAACCAGGCCUUUCAAUGAUUUGACAUUACCAUUGCUCUGGAUAGAGCUGGACUGCAUGGAGCUUCCCAAAUACAUUGCUUUCCUCAUCACCUUGGUGGUAGACGUACUUCCAGUGUGCCAGAAUGUCCUUAUUUACUUGCUGGGCUCUAUAGGUUUGGCUAUGGUGUCUGGAGCAGCUUUACUCACGCUGUUUUUUUCUAAAACGAUGGUGCCAAGGUCAAUGAGCAUCGCUUCAGAGUAUUCGCCGAUACCUAUUAUCAACAUACCUUCCCAUUAUUUCAAGGAGAAGGAGUUGAGGAUUUGUAAAUAGUAUUCGCAGAUCGUUUUAGGUACCUUGAAGCUAUUAGCAAUUGCGUCUGUGACGUGUUAGAGACUGAAAUAAAUUAUUUUUUCUUUGGUGUGGUGUAUCGGAAAAUGUACCAUACGAUUGUGUUUAUUUUCUGGUAUGUGUAGACAUCGUUCGCUCUGUUAUUAGUGUACAUAGUUAGUGAGAUUGCUAGUUUUUAUAAGCUAUUAUUUACGGAUGUUUUUUUUUCUAUGUAUUUUUGUCUUGAUUAAAGUAAUCAUCGAUUUAU
Phaedon cochleariae (mustard beetle) is the source of this 2262-nucleotide messenger RNA. NCBI's taxonomy places the organism in Eukaryota, Metazoa, Arthropoda, Insecta, Coleoptera, Chrysomelidae. The record is from the annotation of a GenBank genome assembly.